AUGGCGUCUCCAAAGGACACAGUGCGGAUUCUCGUCCUCAACCCGAACUCGUCGACCGACAUGACGCAUGGCGUCGAGGAGGCCCUUCGCAGCAUCGACCUUCCCACGUCAAUCCAACUCUCGACCUACACGGCACCCAAGGACAGUCCGGCCAGCAUCAACGACGGCGACGACCUCGAAAAGAGCACGGCCGUCGUGCUGGACGAUUUUGAUCUCGUGCAUGCCGCCCAGAACUACGACGCAAUCCUCGUCGCCUGCUUCAGUGUCCAUCCGCUGGUGGCCAAGCUGAGCGACCUGCUGGCCGACCGUGGCGUCGUCGUCACGGGCAUCUUUGAGGCCAGCAUCCUCACGGCGUUGUCGCUGCUGCCGCCGUAUGCGCUGGGUACGAGCAACGGUACCGGGGCCUUCAAGACAUGGGGCGUUGUGACAACGGGCAAGUUCUGGGAGGAGCACCUGACGGCGGGCGCGGCCGCGUACUUGGGAGCGGAGCAGCACGAAACGGCGCGCAGCGGCAAGUUUGCCGGCAUUUACUCGACCGGCCUCAAUGCGGGCGAUUUCCACGGCGGCGUGUCGCCCGAGGUGAUUCGGGAAAAGCUCAAGACGGCGGCGAAGCAGCUGCUGGCGAGCUCGGAUGUGGCCUGCGUGGUGAUGGGCUGCGCCGGCAUGGCUGGGCUGGAAGAGAUCAUCCGCGACGCGGCGCGGGAGCAGUACGGCGCCGAGGCGGGCAACCGCCUUCUCAUCGUCGACGGUGUCAAGGCCGGUGCGGGUCUGCUGGACCAGGCCGUCAAGAACGCCCGCUUGUUCCGGGCGUGA
Molecule: messenger RNA, 813 nt
Organism: Sporothrix brasiliensis 5110
Lineage: Eukaryota; Fungi; Ascomycota; Sordariomycetes; Ophiostomatales; Ophiostomataceae
Exons: 2
Coding region: 1-813 (270 amino acids)
Source: RefSeq, a predicted model, not a curated record